AUGGCAGAAGAAAAAUUAAUAGAGGCAGUGAGGGAACACAGAGAGCUGUAUGACACAAAACACGCAGACUACAUGAAGGUCAAACUCAAGAACCGGAUUUGGAGUGAUAUAGCAAAGGAUCUGAAUUUGAAAGACGGGGAAGAGACAAAAAAUUCAUGGCUGAAGCUGAGAGGCAGCUAUCGAGAUGCACGACGACGACAGGUGAAAUAUAUGAAAAGCGGAGCUGCUGCUGAAAAUAUCAAGCCGUGGAGAUAUCAAAACCAGAUGUCAUUUCUUGAACCUUUUAUGACAGCUGGUCCACGUGAUAGUAAUCUAGGUGAUGACAGUGACCACAGCUCACAAGCUACAACUAAAACAUCAGCAAGAAGUCAUACACUGGAAACCGAGGAAUUAGAAGAUAACAACUCACUCGACAAUGAGGCGAAUGAGCAAAGUCAAGAUAUUAAUAACUACGACAGCAACGAAGUAUCUAUGGACACAUACGUUCACAUUGCACGCGUCGUAGCUAUAACGAGGGAUGCAUUGAAACUGUUGAAAUAUUAA
This is a messenger RNA of Schistocerca cancellata (South American locust), 543 nucleotides long. RefSeq lists its product as uncharacterized. NCBI's taxonomy places the organism in Eukaryota, Metazoa, Arthropoda, Insecta, Orthoptera, Acrididae. Gene Ontology annotation, cellular component: transcription regulator complex; nucleus. The transcript is spliced from 3 exons. Gene Ontology annotation, biological process: regulation of transcription by RNA polymerase II. The coding region runs from base 1 to 543 and encodes 180 amino acids. The record is from RefSeq and is a predicted model, not a curated record.